UCGGUUUGAAAAUCCAAAAGUACUUUGAGGAAACGAUGAUCGGUGAAAGUGACUUUCCUCGUUAAUUUGCGGGGAAAACGAGAAAUAAAAACUAUUAAAAUACUCUAAAAGGUGCUGCGAGCAUCGAGAAGUGAAAAUUUUUAAUUAAAAAUUACAUUACGACUCAUUCAUCAUUCAAAUAGAAAGCGGGAGAGAAGAAGAGGAAACACGCGAUAAAAAAGUCAUCAUCGUGAAACGUAAACAAAAAUGACUCAAUUGAAGGUCGGAAUACCGGCGUCGUCGUCUGGCGUUAUCAGUGCCGUAAUAUUUUGUUUGUUGCUCGUUUCUGUUCAAGCAAAUGUGAAAAAUCCUCUGAAAGAUCCCACUGUGUGUGGUCGUCCAUUAUGCGAAUCAGAUGACGCUAAGUUCAAAUAUCAGAUCAACACGUUGUACAAUUACGCAUACAACAUGUUUGUCCGUACGGAAUUCGCGGGAAGCGGUCAAAACAUUUCCGAGCUUCAUGCUGUUGGAAAUGUUCAUAUUAUCUUCCCGAAACCCUGUGAAGGAGUUUUGCGUUUAAAAUCUAUCGAAUUGCAUACGCAAGCUGUUGCUCAUGCGCCCUCUAGCGGAAUUUUCGAUGAAACAAAAGAAGAUCUCCAUCCAAAAAGCGAAGAAUUCGGGGAAGAUCUUCAAAAGUACGAAUUACGUUUCGCUUUUCAUGAUGGCUUGAUUUCGGAAGUUUGUGCAGAAGAUCAUGAAGCAACAUGGGCUUUGAAUUUGAAGAAAGGAAUUUUAUCCGCAUUUCAAAAUACCAUGGAACGCUUCGAUGUGGACUAUAAUGCGACAGAAACUGACAUUUCGGGUACUUGUGAUGUUCAUUACGCUCUCACGGGAACAAAGAAAACUUCGCUGUUGAUUCAAAAAACGAAGGAAAUCGCAAGUUGCCGAAAUCGGUACAAGACUGAGUCAAUUUUACAAACGACGCCAUAUGAUUUUCGAAAUAAUUACGCUGCUUGGCCAAUUUUGAAUAGUAGAAGUUAUUGUAACAUCUCGAUCGAUCACCAUAUCUACAACAACGUUGAUUGUCACGAGCGCCAUCUACUGGCUCCAUUUUCGAACAAUGAAACCGGAGCUGUUACGGAAACACGAAUUUCAUUGUCUUUGGAGUCAGAUGCCCAACCUGAGAUUAUCAGUGAAGAUCAACCUCCGAUUCAGCAUCGUUCAACUUUGCUCUUUGAUCAUAGUCCGUCGCCGAAAACGACAAAAAUUGAAGUUAAAGCAUCUCGAGAAUACUUGAAGCAAAUGUGUAAAAUGGGAUUUCCUGACAUUCAACGUGAGUUCCCGGAUGUUUUUGUCAAAUUCUUGUCAGCGACGCGACUUUUGUCCCACGCUGCUUUGGAACAAUUGCUUCAACGAGCAUCCAGCAUCUGCGCAAACGGAAAAAAUCACGUGAUGGAAUCCCUGCCUUAUAUUGGAAGCACUGCUUCAGUCCUCUUGAUGAAAGAUCAAAUAAUCAGAAAUAAAGUUACGCUAGAGGUCGCUUCAGAUUGGAUGUGGUCGAUCUCGUUCAUGACAAGACCUACUCCCGAAAUUGUCAAAGCCAUGUUCGAAUUAGUAAAAUUCGGAAAAGAUAACGACUUGAGUGAUUUUAUCUUGGGAUCAUCUUCCGUCGUUGCGAGUUAUUGCCGUCAGAGGGAGUGUCAAAACGAUCCAAAUGUCAUUUCUUACGUCAAUGUUUUGGAAGAGGAAUUUAUGACGCUCGUUCCCGCGCUUUCCAAUACAAAAGAUCGCAAAUCCAAGGAUUAUGGAAUUAUAUUGCUCAAGGCUUUGGGAAAUGUUGGCGUCAUUCCAAAAAAACUCGAAACAUUCCUAAAACGGAAAUUCGUGGAAGUAGAUGAUCUUCCAACUGAAUUGAGGUUACAAGGCGUCUUUGCAUUUCGUCGCAGUGAAUGUUCCCGCAAUCGAGAAUACUUUCUAGAUAUUUACAAAAAUCACACGAUCAAUAAUGAAGUUCGAAUUGCUACUUAUCUACAAGCGAUGCGAUGCCCAGAUUACAUUUCCAUGAAAUUCAUCAAACACGUGCUCAAGACGGAACAAGUGAAUCAAGUAGGUUCGUUCGUUUGGUCUCACUUGAAGAAUUUACUGAAAUCCGCGUCACCGGUAAAAGUUGAGAUCCAAGGUUUGCUUGCGGAUAAUGAUUUGGGCACAAGAUUCAACUUAGACUUUAGAAAAUACUCGAAAAAUUACGAAAAAAGUUUAUUUUUCGAUGAAUACAAUUUCGGAGUGGUAGCUGAUAGUAACGUGAUUUUCAGUACAGAUUCGUAUCUACCGAGAACUGUCUCUCUAAACUUCACAGCUGACGUUUUCGGAGAAAGUAUAAACUUUUUCGAACUCAAUACCCGAGCCGAGGGCUUUGAACAUCUGGUUGAGUCAGUUUUUGGUCCAAAAGGUCCUUUGAAUGCGGAUUACAUUCAGUCAAAGUUUAAAGAUUUGUGGCAAAAGUUCACAAAUUACACGGGCGAGUCGUUUGAACCAAUUGAUGAUUACAUGUUAGAUCGGAAGCGUCGUGCGCUGCCAAAGCCAGAAGCGGUUUCAGAUCGCGGAGGUCGCGCUAUGAAGGAAGAGCUUGAGAAUGGUAUCAAUAAGUUCGGGUAUAAAAUGACGAAUAAUCCUUCAGCUUUUAGAGCUUCUAUUGGAAUGAAAAUUUUCGGCAACGAUAUGAAAUUCCGAACGUCAGAUGGCGCUGGAGAAUUCAAUAAUUUCUUCAAAUAUUUGAGUCCAAUGACUUACUUGCGAGACUUUUUCUCGGGAAAGGAUUUCACAUAUACCAAAUCUGGCAUCUUUUUGGAUUCAGCUUAUCAGGUACCUUUAGUUUCGGGAAUGCCAUUGACAAUUAAUGCUUUGGGCGCCUCUAGCGUUGAUUUACGGUACUCGGGAAAGUUUAAUAACAUGUCAAAAGGUUACGAUAUCGAGACUCGUUUGAAGCCGAGUGUUUCGAUUGAUGUGAUUUCAACGAUGAAAGCUGAUCUCUUCUAUGAUGGAUGCGGAGUGAAGGUUAAAGCUAACCUUUAUUCAUCCGCAGCUGUUGAAACAAAACUUCAACUUAGCUCAAAUCCGCAUAACAAAGCUGUCUCCCUUCAAGUCAAUUUGCCACAAGAGAGAAACGACAUCUUGAGCGUUCGUUCAGAGAUGCUCGUUCUCAAACAAGAUCGCGAGAUCAAACAACGUGGAUUCCGAAAACGUUAUGCGAAUUCAACUUGUACUUGGCCCAUCGUUGAACGAGCUGUUGGUCUCAAACUUUGCGCUGACUAUAGUUUACCGGAUGUUAGCAAGACAAAACUUGCACAUCCCUCGCUGAUCCUUUCAGGACCUGUCAAACUCGAUUUUCACUUGGACAAAACUGAUCCAACAGCAAGAACUUAUAACUUUGUCUUCAACUGGGAUGAACAUGAAAAUAGUUCGCAAGGAUCCAUCACUUUUGAAACUCCUGGAUCAUUGAUUCCUCGAGUCUUUAGAGCGAAUGUUAGUAAAGCUGUGGAUUUGUAUCAUGCUUCGAUGCACUUUAGGAAUGGAAAUAUUUCGCAUACAGCAGUUGGAAAUUAUUUCUUCAAUGAUUCUAAAAAUCAGUUGGAUUUGUCGCUCGAUCUGAAUGGACAAAAGUACUUGGAACUCGAAAUGGGAAUGAAUCGAACGAAAAUUUCGAAUAAAAAUGGAUUUAUUUAUUCGCCAAAGUUUUUGUUGAAAAUUAAAAAGGAGAAAAUUGCAGGAAUGAUUGGAAAAGUGACAGUUGUCACGAAGAAAGAUAUCAAACAAUGGGAUGUAGAAUUGAAGUUUGAGACAAAACGAUUGAAAUCGAAAUGGGAAGGAUAUGUUAUCAGGUCACCAACAUCGAUUUUGUCGAAAAUGGGCGUAGAUUAUCGGUUCGUGGAUUCCAAAGAAGAACACAUCGACAUCGAAGUCGAAUACGCUGAUCGUAGCAAAAUUCAUCCUGUGAAAGUUCGUCACAUCCACGUUGCCAACUUGAAACUUUCCUCAACGGCUUAUCCAAAGCUCAACUUUGCCUUGAAAAACCAACUUCAGAACUCUCAAGGUCAUAUCGAGUUGAAGACCGAAUAUGACGACGCCCCUGAUCUAAAAGAUCCCAACCGGAUUUUGACAACAAAAAUCACCUUUGCGAAAUUUGGGUUGAUAGAAAGUCCUGAUGCGACAACAACAAACGUAGCUUUGCAAAUUACUCGUCCUUAUACUCACACAGACUUUUUGAUGCGAAUCAGUUACGAGGAAAAGUUCAAAUUGGGACGAACUUAUAACGUUGUCGGAACUUUGAGAUAUGCGCCAUCGAAGGAAAUUCAGUCAGUUGUGUCAAUUUUCUUCCCAGUUCACUCGAAUUAUGGAUUUGACGUGCUUUUGAAUAUUACGGCGCCUUCGUUUAAACCGUGUUCAGCUAAUUUUAUAUUGACUGAACUGAGCAGAAAGGAUUAUGAUAUAAAAUUCAACGGAACUUGGUUCUCCGGGCAUUCCAUGUCAGCAAAAGGCUCCUUCCACGAUCACAGUACCCUCACCAAACGUCAUCAUCAUCUCAAACUCGCCGCUCAAAGCAAAUCUUUCAAAGACACCGACAUCGAUAUCCGUUACUCGCACGACGAAUUCCAGAUAAAACUCGAUGCCAAAGCCAAAUACAACAACAAACCGUACGAUUUGAUCGUCAAGCACUCAUAUCUCGGCGAAAACCGAACUUUAUCGAAAGCUGAGAUCAAUUUCGACAAAAAACAGUAUUGGGUGAAAGCUGAUCUGAAAUCUGAGCAACCAAAGGAGCUGGCAAUGGAAAUGCAUUUGGACAAACAUCGCGACAUUCAAUUAAUUUUGCGGGGAAUUUCGAUCGAUGUCAAGUCAGAAGCGAUGAUCGAAGUGAAAUGGGACGCCAAUCGGGAUCCAACCCAAAAACUUGUCGUCGGAGUUGAAUUUAAUACGCCCCAAAUGCGAAAUUACGACGGAAAAUUGCUCGUUUCUUAUCCGGAUCGAGCUUUUAGCGGGAUUUUCGACUUGGAUGCGAUGGGACCCGAGUACAAAGGCUCGACACGUCUUUCGUGGUCCCCAACGGAAGCAAUUGACGUUAAAUUUAACAGUGGCGCCAAAACUGAUCCGUUGCAAGAUAUUUGGCUGUGGCUUGUAAUUGACACUCCUUUCACGGGAUGGAAGCAUAACCAACUAAAUUCCGGAAUUUAUCACGAUGCGAACUUGUUACUUGCCAAUGCGUCCUUCCUUUGGGCCGAAAAUCAACUUUUAGGCUUCGAAUUUUUGGGAGAUUACAAAAUCGAUGAUCAACUUUUCCGAUGUGAAGUAAAAACUGCCGUCAAUAGCACCGUUAAAGACAUUCCUCCGGUGAGUGCGCAUAUCAAACAUUACAAUACCGACAGAAAAAUCGAAACGGAAGCGAAUGUCAAGUACCAAAGUGUCAACGGAACACAAAAUUAUUACCUCCGCUCCGGAUGGGAAUACGACAAAGACGAACUUUAUCGAAAUAUCGCAGGUUCAAUCGCUUUCCGAUCGCCUUUUGAGAAAUUCACGCGCGGAACAAUGGUCACCAAAGUCUCAUUUUCCGAGAAAAAGGAGAUAAAAGCAGCUGCUGAUGCCGAAUUUGAGGAUCGUCGUUAUACUUUGGUGUCGGAAGGGCAUCUCAAGAAGGUCACAGAUUGUUGGUUGGUGACAAAUGUGACGACGCCAAUCGAGAAAUUUCGCGUAAUAACUGCAAGGGUGGGAAUUAAUGAGCGGGAGAGACAUGCAGUGGCGGAAGUUAGUGCUCCAGUUGGAAGUUUGGGCGGCGAAGUGUUGUUUUAUUUGGUCAAUUCGAAUGAUUUUAAUAUAAAAUUGUCGGUUGCGACGCCGUUGGAGGGAUUUUCGAAAGUUAUGUUGGUGGCGAAGAAGAAUCCGGAUACUUUGGAUUUGCGUGGCGGAUGGAAUAAUGUUACUUUAGGGUUUACGGGAGUUUGGCGUUUUGAGAAUUUGCAAGAUUUUGAGUAUUCUUACAGGGUUUAUACAUUAAUCGAACUACUCGAGUACAACGGAGUCGUCAUGAAAUUCGUUCGUGCAUCACCCACAGACAUCGAUUUAGACAUGUCCUUAAAAUUAGCAACUUACAAAUUGGGUUUAACAACUUUGAUCAAACCAAAACCAACUUUAAUCCUCGCUCUGGGCAAGCAAAAAUCGAUGAACAUGAACAAAUUCCUAUUCAACGAAGACUUUUUGAAGGAUAUGUUAACGCAGGAAGAAAUUUCCGAACAAGAAGAGUCCGAAAGUAGCGAAGAAAGCACCGAAGACAUUGACGAUUACGUGAGUUUUUCCGGAAAUUUCAUCGUCGACACGAUCGUGUACCCAACCGUGAAGGGAGUCAUCGACGUCGACCAAAUUGACGACAUAAAUUACUUGACAUCAGCCACUGUGGUGCUUCCCCAAGGUCAAAUCGAGCUAAAAGACCGGUUUUACUAUCAUUCAUUGACGAAAUUAAAGAAUCGUUUGAACGUGGUGAGCCCUUUCCCAUUCGCCAAGGAGAUAAAAUCGAACGUUAUGCUUCGAGCUGACAUGGGAGAACGCGAUAAACUCGCAAAUUACGUCACCGGGUUCGAUGUUUCGGUCUUAAAUCGUCAAAAUUGGAUCGAUUUGGGACUUUUGGUGAAUUUGACACGACCUCCGAAGGUUUAUCGCAACAAACAGAAGACUUAUAACCUGAAUGUUCGUGUAACGACUCCUUUAAAAGGUCUUCCGUUCGUGGAUUUUACGGGAUUAAUCGAAACCGAGGCAAAAACUUACCACGGAAACAUUUCAGUUGAAACUCAAACCACGAAAUUCUCUCUGGGAGGUCUUCAUGAGUCAGAUGCGAACUUGUUUAACGCUCAAAUGGAGUUAAAUCUCGCUGCUCCGCUGGUUCCGUACUACCAUCAUCGGAUAUUUUUGCAAAAAAGUAAAAAACCUCAAGAAAUGACGGAAUUUAUGUUCGGUUUUGUCAACAACGACAACGGCGCCGUGUCAGAAUUGAAUCUCACGGGCGAUUGGAUCGUCUCUUUGAACAGUUCAACAUCAAAAAUGGAGUUUAACGGACAUUCAAAGCUCAUGACGACACUUUUACCGAUCAAAUCUUUCGAAAGCACGAUUCAGCUGGAGUCGGAACCGAAAGCGGAGAGAUCUUACGCCGACCUGGAGGUCAUUUAUGUGGAUGAGGAAGGAAAUCCUGAUGAAAUUACGGCGCUUUUAAGAAAGGAACGUGAAAAUUUACGCAUUUCCGGGUCGAUUCCGAUUGCGGAUUACAGAAAUGUGACGCUAGCUGGCAAAUUAACACCUUCCGAAGCAAAUAAUUUUCAAUUUUUGGGCGUUUUGAACAGAAAUUCGGACCUUUUUGAUGUUGAAGGAGACGUUAUGCUGCUUGAAAGUUUCCCAGUUCAAGCUAAUCUCGAGUUAAAAGACGCUGUGAAGAAAAAUUCUGUCGGUAAAGUGACUUAUUCUUUAGGAAAAACGGAAAAAACUUACAAUUUGGUCACAAAAGUCACGAAAGGAGGCGCUUUUAUGGAUGUUUCUGGCGAAAUUAGUACCAAAGACGCCUACAACUUUGCUUAUAACGUCGUGAAGUCAUCUGAGCCCGAUUUGAACAACUUAAAGCUCAAUUUGAGGUCAGAAUCGCCCGAAUCGACAGUCGAAAAGAUCGAUUGUAACUUUGAACUUCGAUCUCCGUGGUUUCAAGCCGGUUUAGAUCACUUAAAAUUAUCAGCUGAUACCAAAUUUGACCCUAAAGAUGGUUUCAUGAAGGCAAUUUAUGAGAUUCCAUCCAUUAAAGGUACCACUGAACUGAGUUGGUCUUGGCUUCUCAUGCAAAAAAUGCGAAUUUUGUUGGAUUCUGACGUGAAAUUCUCGAAUUCGACCAAAAAAGUGUUAAAAACCGGGGUAAGUUAUGAAGAUACUGCGACAGGAAUUGUCACAACCGGCGAUAUUCACGUCAAUGAUGUCUGGAAUUUGAGCGCCAAUGCCACUUAUGGCAUGAGUGACGACUUGGAACACGUGGGAACAGUUAAUAUUAACCUCCCGUUACCCGUUGGAGACAUCCAUAAGUUGCGAGGAUCGCUUUUUACUGAUUUCACGCAAACUCAUCCAUUGAAUGAACUGCGAAUUGAUCUCGGAUACGAAUCAGUUGAAGCUAAGAGGAAAUAUUCCGCGAUCGGAAGUUACAAAAAUUCAACCGAUAUUAAGGCUUCGACGAGAAUUGAAUGGGGUCACGAUCCGAAAUCGAAUGCGACGCAACUCAAUUUGGAAAUUUUGAAGGAUGGGCAUCGUCAUGCGGUGACAGGAAGUGUUCUGACGCCAUAUUACUUGGAAGAAGAAACAGUGAAGGCGAAUGUUGUUUAUGGUGUCACGGAUAUUUAUCACGUUGUGAGCUCGUCUCUGUUUAUUCCAGCAAGUGUCAAGACGAGUGAAGCUGAUGUCGCGUUCGCGGGACUUGCAAAUAUGAAAGGAAUGGUGAACUCGACGACGCCUUUUUUGAAUGUCACGUGGUUGAAAGUUGAUUUUGACUUUAAUACGAUUGAGACGGAGUCGAUAAGAUUCUUGCGAGCAACUUGGCCUAACAACUCCGCCAUCGUGGAUGCAAAAACGACUUAUAACACUUUUAACAACGGCGAUCGCGAUCAACAAGGCAUCAUAAAAUUAGAAGUUCCUGUACAAACGAGACAUGUAGCGCAAAUAAUUUACGGUUUAAAAGAACGUCCUGUAACAACUCAUGGACAUGCAACGAUCGAGUACAACGAGAAAAAUAUCUUGAACGGACAAUAUAAGGGAAAAGUUGAAGUUCGAGGAGAUACAGAGAAAAAUAUCGCCCAAAUCACUUUGGAGAACGAAUUUUAUCCCCUCGGCAUAAAUUAUUUCCAUACAAUCGACAAAGGCGAAGAAAUCUUAGACUUGAAACGAGCUGAAGUCUUUGAACUCAAUAAAAAUCGGAAAUUUAACAUCACGGGAGAACUUCAUGUGAAAUCUCUCACGAACGGCACGGAAUAUAAAGUUGUUGCCAUUCAUCCAAAUCGAACGGUGGUUUUGACGUCGGAUUAUUAUCACGAAAAUGAUGAAACGCGUCAAAAGUCGAUGAUUGAAUUGGAGCCAACAGUUUGGAUUGGAUACGAUGUUCACUUGAGAAAUUCAACGACGAAGGAAAAUGACACAACUUGGUUCUUGGUAGAGCUUUUCUACCCAAAAAGGAAUUUGAGCUCGAAUGGAAGUUAUACGAUGACGGAAACUUUGUUCGAUUCUGAUAUUGAAUUCAAAUGGAUGCAAAAUGAAGUAGACUCGACUGUUGUAGGUGUCAACCCAGAUUAUGCGGAUUACGAUUACGGAUUACGAUUAGUAAAAGUACAUCAAAUCCGAGCAGGCUUCACAUGGAAAACGGAAGAUCAACUCCCGGGAGACAAAGACAACCAAUCAGUUUUAUUCUCUUUACGCCAUCCAUCAUUCGAAAAAGACAUAACCUUCAAAGGAAAUCUGUACCGAAGCGAUAUCGAACUUUUAAAACUGAAUCUCUUAAUCGACUACGCCAUCGACGAAUUCCAUCUCGUGAACUUUACAGCAAACGUUCGUGAUUUAACGAGUAUCAAAGGUCACAAAAACUAUACAGCUUCAAUUUUCGCCAAACAUGACGCUUCAGACUUGACUUUACAUGGAUUUGGUACUGUUGGCUCGAAAGGUGUUCAUUACGAGAUAAGCGGAUACGGAGAAUACAAACGUGGAUAUUUGCCUUUACAAGACGGGACUUUGUUGACUUAUGGCGACUUAAAAACUCACGAAAUUUAUUAUUAUCGUUCAGCUUCUGGCAAAACGAACGGAAUUUGGCUCAAAUUUGAUGGAGCUUAUCCAGUUUAUGGCAUUAACGGAACUUACAUUGAUUCGCCAGAUUACGACUCGGAAGGAUUUUUCUCCUUGGAUCUCAUGGAAAAAUGCAUCCGACUCGAUAUUGACUUCAUUCCGGAUGGCACACAAAAGUUACGCAUGUUUGGUCACAUCCCCGACUCGAGACAAGCUCAUUUCGAUCUUUAUCGCGAUUACGAAGACAUUCGCGUCACUGACAUCGCUUAUUACGUCAAAAUGAAUCAUUCGCGUUUGAUAACCUCAAAUUUCGUGUGGCGCCCAACUUUGAAGCAGGAAAUCAAGGAAAACGCGAAAAAAUUAAUUACUGAAUAUUAUAAUGGGCUUUCCGAUACGAUUGAUUAUUGGAUUCGCACCGUUUAUUUGGAAAGUAACGAGAUCAAAAAUGACAUUGUGAGAGAGACGAAACCUUUUACCGAAGGUCUCAUGAACGACAUUUACGAAUUGCGAGCGAUUGAGAGUGAUUUGAACGAUUUGAUGGAAUUUGUGAAUAGAAGUUAUCAAGCUGAUGAUUUCUACAUGAGAUCCGUGAUGAAUUUCACACUUACGGUAUUGGAUGAGCUCGCGGUGAAGAAUCACAUUGCUUCGGUACCGAAGAUUUUCAAGGAAAUGUGGCAACUACUUGGAGAAUCGGGAGAGACGUUGAGGAAGAGUAUCACGUGGUUGCUGGAUACGUUACAAAAAUCAUACAAAAACGCCUUGGAAAUAAUCAGUGGCAUCUUACACGGCGACGCUUUAACGCAUCUUUCUACCAUGAUUGAAUCUGGCGUUCAGAAAUAUGAUAAAUUCACAAAAGAUCUUCAUGUUUCCUUCAUAAAAUACGUUGAACGUCUCUACUCUCGCAUGACGGAAACUCUUCAAUCCUAUUGGGAACGCGCUUUGCAAAAUAUCCAACCAUCCAUCAUGAAACUCAUCAAUUACGUCGAAAACAUGACGUGGAGUGUUAGCAAGGAAAUUUUUGACUUCCUCUAUGAACGAACCGAUGAAUUCGUAAAAAGUCCGUAUUUCAAUCAAUUUUACAACAUUACGAGUGACUUUGAUCGUUUGUACAAGGAUUUGAUGGAAAAUGACGCAAUCACGAAUAUUCGCAAAUAUUCCGUGCUUACGUAUAAAUUUUUGAAGGAAAAAUAUUUCAAAUUGGUUCCUUUCGGCAAAGAACUGAAUGAAUUAAUUACAGAGCUAAAAGACGAAAUAACUGCCUUGGAAAAGUUGGAAUUUAUUCAAAUGAUCGCGAAACGCAUGGAAGAGCUCCAACAAAAGCUGGAAUGGAUUGCUGAGGAGUUCCAAGUCGAAAAACGAAUGCAUCAAAUGGUCUUGAUUUUGAGAAACAAAUUUUUACGUUACGCUCAAACCGCUCUCCAAGCCGACGACAAAUAUCGCGAAGCAAAGACAAAAUUUAUCUUCGACCCGGACAAAGGCGUCAUCGAAUGGGAACAAAAACUUCCAAUGUCGUGGCAUAGUUUCAACGAGACACCCAUGUUUGAUGAAAUUCCCGAAUACAAAUUGCUCAUCGAUGCUCAAGAAUUCUUCGCUACCAGCAAUUUUUCGCUUUGGGCAGUCGUUUUCGAUAUUUACGGAUAUGUUGAUGUCAGUAUGUGGUUCCCGCCGUUCAAAGCGCACUCGAUUCUCAUUGGAUCGCGUCAUUUUAUCACGUUCGAUGGAGCUUUUGUGUCGCUCGAUUUGAAAUAUGAAAAGUUGGAUGGCAAGAACAAAAUUGAUCAAUGCUCGUAUUUACUUGCGAGGGACUUUUUGGAUCAGAAUUUCACGCUGUUGAUGGAACCAAGCAUUUUGCAGAAGGAAAAUGAGCUAAUUGUGACGAGAAAGUUGACGAUGAUCGUUGAUGGGAGACUCAUUGAUAUCGAUAUUGCGGCAAAUGCUGUUCGUUUGGGACGCAAUUUAACAACUGCUUUACCCGCAAGAAUCGGCGAAACAGUAAUUUACCGCACCUCAGAUGUCUUAAAAAUCGAAUCUCAAAACGGCUUCAGCCUAAAAUGCAAUUUGCAGUUCGACAUUUGCUCAUUUGACGUCAACGGAUGGUAUUACGGCAAAACCGCAGGCAUAUUGGGCACCAUGAAUAACGAAAUUUAUGACGACACUUCUUUAAUGUCUAACGGAAAAUGCACUCCUGAUGAAAAUGCCUUCGUAAAUAGCUGGAGUUUGCCUUCGUGUGACUCGAAAGUGAGUUUAGCAAAGCGAAUUGACUCGAACGAAGAGAUGGAAAGGAACAAAGAACUUUUCAAUGUUUGUGAAAUGUUCUUUAAAAGCAAAGUUUCGUAUUUUACGCCAUGUUUCUCGCUCGUUGACAGUUCCCCGUUCUACGAUAUGUGUCUGGAUUUGGGCGAAAGUUCCCUUUCGAAGGUUGUGAAGGACCCCCAUCCAAGUAUCAGCGGGGCUUGUACUGCUGCCUUGGCUUAUAUCGAGGUUUGUGAACGUUUGGGGACCCCGUUGAGAGUUCCAGAGUCCUGUGUGCAUUGCAGCUCGAUUGACGGAACAUUCGUACCUGAAGGAGCUUUCGUUAAUUUGACCACGGAGAACAUGCAGCACACCACAGACGUCGUUUUUAUCGUCGAAGCGAAAGAUUGCAACGAAAAUUUGAGUAAAAAGAAGAAUUUGAUGACUUUAACGCAAAUUCUGAACAAAGAACUCGAAGCUGCGAACAUCACAAAUAACCGAUAUGCGGUCGUUGCGUUCGGAGGACAACCGCCUUUCGAUGUGGCACGAAGUGUCGUCGUUAAUAACAACGUUUUCACCGAUGUCACGAAACUUCAAGCGUAUUUCGAUCACAUCCAUACGAGCAACGGCACGAACCACGAUCUCUUUGAAGCGAUAAUUUUCGCGGCGAAACUUCAUUUCCGCCCCGGAGCUUCGAAAACGUUCAUUUUGUUGCCUUGCAGCACGUGCAGCUCGCUUCACAUGUACUUGGAUUACUCGACGGUGCUUCAAGCGUUGCUCGAAAAUGGCGUCACGAUGCAUCUGGUCACCGAUUACGUGUUUUCUUUCGAUAAGCAGAACGAGGCACGCAACUUUUUCGGCAUUGACGAUAAAAAAGCUUACACGAAGGCGGAUGUGAAGGAUCUUGUGGGCAGUGAAGAGCUUCGUAGUUAUGUGCAGUAUCCGAAGAAGCAGUUGAAAAAUUGUGCGCCUCUUGCGUUCGCGACAAAUGGAACGAUUUUCACGUCGGAUAAGUUGCAGGGCGAUCGGAAAAAUCAAAUUAAGAGAUUCUCGCAAGUGUUUGGAAAGAGAGUUGCAGUGACAGCACAUCCGAAUGAGUGUCAGUCGUGCGAAUGUAAUGGCGAUAAUACGGGAGUUGCUUAUAUGACAUGUACUCCAUGCAAGAUUCCGAAUCAUAAACAUCCGGACUUAGACGACGGCGGCUCCGAAGAAGAUGACGAAGAAACAGUCGAAGAUUUGGAAUUCGAUGAUGACGAAGAGUAAAUAAUUGACGUUAUUGAAUAAAUUUUCUAACUAAAGUAGUAGUAAAUAGUAACUUUUGUAACUUAUGUUAAAUAAUAUUUUAAUUUUUUUUUUUUUUUUUUUUUUGUAAAAGAAAUUUCUUACUCAUGAAUUUGCUUGAUUUUUAGUCUGGAUAAGGAAUCAGGAACUUACCU
Molecule: messenger RNA, 13481 nt
Organism: Culicoides brevitarsis
Lineage: Eukaryota; Metazoa; Arthropoda; Insecta; Diptera; Ceratopogonidae
Gene: Apoltp
Product: apolipophorins
Biological process (GO): lipid transport
Molecular function (GO): lipid carrier activity
Source: RefSeq, a predicted model, not a curated record